This is a messenger RNA of Fusarium coffeatum, 741 nucleotides long. RefSeq lists its product as uncharacterized. Gene Ontology annotation, biological process: attachment of spindle microtubules to kinetochore. Bases 1 to 741 code for a protein of 246 amino acids. The transcript is spliced from 2 exons. Gene Ontology annotation, cellular component: DASH complex; spindle microtubule. The record is from RefSeq and is a predicted model, not a curated record. Lineage: Eukaryota; Fungi; Ascomycota; Sordariomycetes; Hypocreales; Nectriaceae.
AUGUCGUUGAUCUCUGCGCAUCUCGAACAGAUCGGCUAUUCAUGCCAGGGCAUUAACGACCUUCCUUUCCCCCCACCGAAAAUCUUCACGAACGCCCUUCUUUCCAAUCAUGAUAUUACAUCCCUCAUCCGCGAUACCGAACCCCACGAGCGCGCACUCUUUUCUGUGCCACCACCUCCUCCACCGUCAACGACCCUCAAGCCCACCGAACCUGAGAAAAAGAAGUCCUCUGGUAGACGACAGACUGUCUUUAAUGUAGCUUCAGGCGAAGUGACCACGGGACCCCCACCACGAACGGGUACACAUCCUCGUCGACAAACUGCUGUGGCAGCUGUUUUGGGCGGUCAGAUGCACGAGGAACUACGGCGCGGGGAGUCAGACCGCAAGGGCGACGUAGACGUCAAUGUCCUCCUUCGUGGAGCGGAGAAGCUUUGCGGUGUAUAUGAACUACCUGGUGCGAGAGAGCGUAUUGCUACGUUGCGAAGUAAACAUGCGCACGGCAAGAAUACAGCGGCAUACUAUGAAGCACGAGUUCAAGAACAGGCUGAGCAGUUAGCCAGUCUCGAUCAUCGAGAUUACUUCGAUGAGGAAGAAGAGGAAGAAGACGAAGGUGAUGUGUGGACAGAGGAUGAUCUAAGACGAGAGGAGGAGGAAGCGAAGGAGAUGGAGGUUAAGAAGAGGGAACUGCAGGUGAGGUUGAGACAGAUGGAGAAGGAUCUGGGGGGACUGAUGAGGAUGUGA